This is a messenger RNA of Cololabis saira (Pacific saury), 1127 nucleotides long. RefSeq names its product FUN14 domain containing 1 (gene fundc1). Lineage: Eukaryota; Metazoa; Chordata; Actinopteri; Beloniformes; Belonidae. The record is from RefSeq and is a predicted model, not a curated record. Bases 50 to 505 code for a protein of 151 amino acids. The transcript has 5 exons. Gene Ontology annotation, cellular component: mitochondrial outer membrane. Gene Ontology annotation, biological process: autophagy of mitochondrion.
UAAAUGAGGACGCGUGCGUGCGUCUGAGGACAGACCUGCGCACUGCAAAAUGGCGAAUCGCAGCAAGGACCUGGAGGAGGAGGUUUACGACAAGGUCGUGGACCUGACGGAGUACGCCAAACGACAGAGAUGGUGGAAUCGCCUGUUCGGUAAAAACUCCGGCCCCGUCGCGGAGAAAUACUCCGUCGCCACGCAGAUCGCCAUAGGAGGAGUGAGCGGAUGGUGUGCAGGUUAUCUGUUCCAGAAGGUUGGAAAAGUUGCUGCUACUGCUGUGGGGGGAGGUCUUCUGCUGCUGCAGAUAGCCAACAACAGUGGUUAUGUCCAAGUUGACUGGAAGAGAGUAGAGAAGGAUGUCAACAAAGCAAAGAAGCAGUUAAAGAAGGGAACAAAUCAGGCAGUUCCUGAGCUAAACACGUUUGUUGACAAGUCCACAGAGUUUGUGAAGAAAAACAUUGUUGUUACCAGUGGCUUCGUUGGGGGAUUCCUGCUCGGCCUGGCAUCUUAGGGUCUGCCAAAAACCAUGUGUCUUUGAUGUUUAAAAAAAAAAAAGAAAGGCAAACUAUCAAUCAUUGCUGGAAGGUAUUAAGAUAUAUCUUUUCUUUAAACUGCGCCUUUUUUGUCUUUGAAACUGUUAACACUUAACCGAAUCUGUUCAAACCCCUUAUAUCCGAAGGGCCCUCUCUAAACACUCUCUGGUUUAAGUGAUUAUGUGUGUCCUGAAGAGUUACUUUGUGAAGGAAAAUUGAAAGCCUAUCAGAAUGUCAUCACUUCCUGUUUAUUUAUUUUUAGAAAACUGAUAUUGUUCCAAUAGGAAAAAGUGUGCGUUGGUUUUGCUCAGCCAGUGUGUUAAGAGCCUUUAAAUUCUCCACCAAUCAGACUCCAUAAAUGCCAGGAAUUAUACUUUGCAUUUUCUAGACAUCACAAUCAUCUUCAGAGUGACAACUUGAAUGUUCAUAUUCAGUGCUGAUGGAUAAUGAUGAGAUUAAACUUCUAUCAUGUGUGCUAAAUGGUUGUAUCUGCCUCCCUGUCAUCAUUUUUAUGUAUUUUUUGGGGGGGAUUUGAUGCCUGAGGUACUGAAGACUAUGGUUUUACUCAGUAUCUGAAUAAAAAUAACUACAUCAAAUGUA